This is a messenger RNA of Oncorhynchus gorbuscha (pink salmon), 2795 nucleotides long. Its product is annotated as myeloid-associated differentiation marker-like protein 2. Gene Ontology annotation, cellular component: membrane. The coding region runs from base 1345 to 2268 and encodes 307 amino acids. The transcript has a single exon. NCBI's taxonomy places the organism in Eukaryota, Metazoa, Chordata, Actinopteri, Salmoniformes, Salmonidae. The record is from RefSeq and is a predicted model, not a curated record.
GAGAGAGAAAGAGGGAGGGAGAGUGAGAAAUAGCGUGUGAGAGAGAGACAGAGAAGAAGAGAGGGAGAAAGAGGGACACGAGACAGAGAUCAGACAGUGAGGGGGACUUUUCCAGGGAGCUUAGGUCCUGGCAGUGGAAGGAUUACAAGGACAGAGCUGAUCAGUAUUGGACCUUGACAAGCCUAGUACAGCUGCCCGCAUGGGACACAGGACUACAACCAGAACAACAACCUAACCCCCCCGUUCUAUAAUGGGUUAUUAUCGGAGCACUCCCCAUGUUCAUGUAACUGUACUGCGUUUGAAUGAGCCUGUUGAUGGAUUGUUGGGCUCUGGAUCUCUGGAGUGACGUGUUGGGAGCUUGUUGCGCUUCCAUAACCUGAAGGAGAAGUGAAUGACAAGACCCUUUGUGACUGAGUUGGACUUUUCAGUUAAAACACAAGGGUAAUGUUAUAUCUGGCCACCGUCAAGCUCGAUCUGUGACUUUAUCUCGACAUGUGAUUAUUGAUACAAGCAUCUGUAAGAAACUAGACAGAUCACUUGGGUCAACAUUCAAUUGUUACCGUUAGAGAAGCAAAGAAGUUACAAGAUUUGAUGUUAUUUGAGAAUCCAAAAUUGCUAAACUGUUGACAGGGAAGAUGAAAUCACCACUGCUCAAGGCUCUGACUGCGUUGUAAGUUGAACACCAUUGUGGUCGACUGUAACCUGAUCUCCAACACACUGCAGUAAUUACAAGGUGCAUGCAGGGAAACAUAAAGAGAGAUUUGUAAUUAGACCUGUCUAUAAAAAGAGCCAGGCAAAGGGCGAGGUCCCCACACAGAGAGAGAGAAAGGGGGAGAGUCAGGCCAAGGACACCCAACUUGAAGGGAGGGAGCGGGGCUGUCUGGAGGCAUAGGAAGGAGACUGCCUGGGGGCAAAGGAAGGAGGCUGCCUGGGGGCAAAGGAAGGAGGCUGUCUGGGGGCAUAGGAAGGAGGCUGCCUGGGGGCAUAGGAAGGAGGCUGCCUGGGGGCAAAGGAAGGAGGCUGUCUGGAGGCAUAGGAAGGAGGCUGCCUGGGGGCAAAGGAAGGAGGCUGUCUGGAGGCAUAGGAAGGAGACCAACUGGAGGCAUAGGAAGGAGGCUGCCUGGGGGCAACGGAAGGAGGCUGUCUGGAGGCAUAGGAAGGAGGCUGCUUGGGGGCAAAGGAAAGAGGGUGCCUGGGGGCAUUUUUGAUUGCAAGUGACACCCAGACCCCCAAGGCGGGGGGCAACGACACCUAACCUGAAGGGAAGGAGGCUGCCUGGAGUCACCAUUGGGAAGAAGAUACACCCAGACAGCUUUUGGCAAUUAGGGGACAGGAGGUGUGACCAUGGACCCCCAAGGUGGACACUACCUGAACAAGGCGGCGGUGCUGUCUCCUCUAGGAGUGGCCCGUAUGCUCCAGCUCCUCCUGGGCUGCACCAUCAUAGCCCUGGUGGCCCACAGCGCCGGAUACAACCACGCCUAUGGUAUCUACUGCAUGUUUGUGUGGUGCUUCUGCUUCGCCAUGACCCUGCUGGUGUUCACCAUGGAUGUGACACGCCUCCCCUGCUGCAUGCCCAUUUCCUGGGACAACCUCACUGUGGCGUUUGCCAUGCUCGCCACACUCAUGUAUGUCGCCGCCUCCGUCGUCUACCCCGUCUACUUCCUGCGCUCUCAGUGCUCCAAGUCGGACGGGGGCUGCGAGGUGCGCAACUACCGCAUCGCUGUCACCGUGUGCUCCAGUUUCUGCUGCUUCGCCUAUGCGGCUGAGGUGUUCCUAACCCGAGCCAAACCCGGCCAUGUGGUGGGCUACAUGGCCACUAUGUCAGGCCUGCUCAAGGUGGUCCAAGCCUUCGUGGCCUGCAUUAUAUUCGGGGCCCUGGCCAACGGCAGCGAGUACAACCGCCACAUCCCCACUCAUUACUGCGUGGUGGUCUACAGCCUGUGCUUCUCCAUCACCGUGGUCGUGAUCGCUGUGACCGUGUCGGGAAAAGCCUCGGCUCUGCCCCUGCGUUUCCCCUUCGACCGCUUCGUGAUCAUCUACACGUUCCUGGCGACGCUGCUGUACCUGAGCGCCGCCCUGGUGUGGCCCAUCUUUAGCUUCGACAGGAAGUAUGGCACGCCGGGUCGCCCCGACGGCUGUCCCUGGGAGAACUGUCCCUGGGACAGUAAGCUGGUGGUGGCGGUGUUCACCCAUGUCAACAUGGUGCUGUACUUCAGCGACCUAAUCUACUCCCAGAGGAUCCGAUUUGUCUCCCACUCUGCUGCCUGAGGACCCCUCCACCCUCCUCACUCCACUCUGCUGCCUGAGGACCCCUCCACCCUCCUCACUCCACUCUGCUGCCUGAGGACCCCUCCACCCUCCUCACUCCACUCUGCUGCCUGAGGACCCCUCCACCCUCCACUCUGCUGCCUGAGGACCACUCCACCCUCCUCACUCCACUCUGCUGCCUGAGGACCCCUCCACCCUCCACUCUGCUGCCUGAGGACCCCUCCACCCUCCACUCUGCUGCUUGAGGACCCCUCCACCCUCCACUCUGCUGCUUGAGGACCCCUCCACCCUCCACUCUGCUGUCUGAGGACCCCUCCACCCUCCUCACUCCACUCUGCUGCCUGAGGACCCCUCCACCCUCCUCACUCCACUCCGCUACUUGAGGACCCCUCCACCCUCCUCACUCCACUCCGCUACUUGAGGACCCCUCCACCCUCCACUCUGCUGCCUGAGGACCCCUCCACCCUCCUCACUCCACUCCGCUACUUGAGGACCCCUCCACCCUCCACUCUGCUGCCUGAGGACCC